Ipomoea triloba (trilobed morning glory) is the source of this 2670-nucleotide messenger RNA. RefSeq lists its product as uncharacterized. Gene Ontology annotation, molecular function: exopolyphosphatase activity. The record is from RefSeq and is a predicted model, not a curated record. The transcript is spliced from 10 exons. The coding region runs from base 1 to 2583 and encodes 860 amino acids. Lineage: Eukaryota; Viridiplantae; Streptophyta; Magnoliopsida; Solanales; Convolvulaceae. Gene Ontology annotation, cellular component: cytoplasm.
AUGGAGAGGAGAUUGGGCAGGAAGAACGAUGAGAACGCUCCCGACUUGACGGACUUCAUAAACGACAUGUUCUUCGGGACGGUUAAGGUGGAGAAGAAAGAGUACAACCUUACCGGCACCACAACAGUCGACAAUAAUAAUGAUAAUAAUAAUAAUCGCCGUCAAGAAAGAGCGGAGGCCAGCAACGGAACGCCGCGUUUCGUGAAUGAUUACAGUGGUGGAGAAGAAGAUUACUUCGAUUCCAGCACGCGGUCUAGCCGCCGCGGGGGCGGCAGGGAAGCACGGCGUUACAGUAGCAGAGCGGGGGUGAUAUCAAUGGAAGAUGAUGAGGAUUAUGAGGAUUUUGAGUCGAGCACGAGGAGCGUGAGCAGUAGGCUAACGCAGGAUUGGCUAAAGGAAGCUAAAAGAAUGGUGGCUAAUUCGUCUCCGGGGAGACUGGUUGGCUCCCCCAGGUUUGCAGCUGUUCAAGGGAGGCUUUCUGUUUCGUCUAAUACUGAAAAGAGGGACUCCUUCUCUAGAUCUGCUAGAAGAGGUAGAACAGUGGACAGCUUCAGUGAAGAAAUUCUGAUCAAGUCAGCCAAGCAUAACAGGAACAAAUCCGAAACCACACUGGACCAGUCUUCACCGGAUUCCCCUGCAACGGCAAUCCACAAGUGGUUUUCCGACAUCCUCAAACCGCCCGUUUCCAUUCCCGACAGCCCCCCCGGCGGCGACCACUCACCUUCAAGCCCGAAUGCUAAUCAGACGAACCUAGCCCUCCCGCCCCGCCAAUCAACGCUCAGAAAGUCCCGAUUCCAAAAUGCAUCUCAGACAACCAAGCGAACUUUUAAACCUCCCGCCGUUCCCGAUGAUCCGGCCGUCUCUCCGCCCAAAAAUUUCUUCGAUUCGUCUCGCAGGGGAUCGAUCUCCUCGGCUCCCAACGACAAGAUUCUGUCCCCGCCGAGAAAACUGGUGGAGUCUGUUCACCGGAGAUGCAUAUCUGCGUCCACUUGCUCCAUGGACAAGAUAUACCGAAAGAACCACGGAGAGGAUGGUGUCCAGCUUAAGGAGAAAAGCACGGAGGAGGGUAAAGAAUUGAACGGGUUCUUGAGGGAUCAGAGAGGUAGAACAGUGGACAGCUUCAGUGAAGAAAUUCUGAUCAAGUCAGCCAAGCAUAACAGGAACAAAUCCGAAACCACACUGGACCAGUCUUCACCGGAUUCCCCUGCAACGGCAAUCCACAAGUGGUUUUCCGACAUCCUCAAACCGCCCGUUUCCAUUCCCGACAGCCCCCCCGGCGGCGACCACUCACCUUCAAGCCCGAAUGCUAAUCAGACGAACCUAGCCCUCCCGCCCCGCCAAUCAACGCUCAGAAAGUCCCGAUUCCAAAAUGCAUCUCAGACAACCAAGCGAACUUUUAAACCUCCCGCCGUUCCCGAUGAUCCGGCCGUCUCUCCGCCCAAAAAUUUCUUCGAUUCGUCUCGCAGGGGAUCGAUCUCCUCGGCUCCCAACGACAAGAUUCUGUCCCCGCCGAGAAAACUGGUGGAGUCUGUUCACCGGAGAUGCAUAUCUGCGUCCACUUGCUCCAUGGACAAGAUAUACCGAAAGAACCACGGAGAGGAUGGUGUCCAGCUUAAGGAGAAAAGCACGGAGGAGGGUAAAGAAUUGAACGGGUUCUUGAGGGAUCAGAGGCGAAAAAUUGGAAUGAUUUUGAACAGAGAGAUUGAUUUGAAGGCCAGGAUUGUGCUCUCAGGACAUUCAAACAGUACAAGUUCAAUGGUGGCAGCAAUAUGCUAUGCAAUGUUGUUGGAGAAUAGGAGGAGGGCUAAUAAUGAGAGAGAUGAGGUGGUAGUGCCUGUGAUGAACAGUACAAGGGCCAAUAUGUGGAAGCAACAACAGGCGGCUUGGCUAUUUCACCACGUUGGCCUUGAUAUCAAGGCUUUGUUCUUUUUUGACGAGGUGGAUUUGGAAACGUUAACAGAGUCUAAACAAGUGAUCAUGCAAGUCUUAGGGGAAGAUAUCCUUAAAACCAAUGGAGAGGUUGUGUCUGAAUGCACUGUUCUUACAGACAACUAUUGUGAGGAAGCUUAUGAUCUGCUUCAAACCCCUAUGCUGAAAAAGCUAUUGCUUGCAGGUAUACUUUUAGACACAGGAAACUUGAUGUUGUCUGCUGCUAAUAAUAAGGUGCCCAUGAAAACCAAAGACGCAGAAGCUGUGCAGCUUCUGACGGUUGGCAGUGCCCCUGAUUAUAGAAACACACUCUUUGAUCAGUUGAUGCAAGAUCACAAGGAUAAUAAAAGUUUCAAUGAAACUCUACAGAAGAGUUACGGGGAGCCUCCCGCCGAAGGUAACCAUAACGAAGAAGCAUUGGAGGAACAGGUUUCUGUGAAGAGCUCUAAUCGUCGUCAAUCAAAGUCGGAUAAAAGUUGUAGUGACACAAAGAAUUCAAGAAGUAGCAAAGCAUCAUCUAACACAGGUGCAGGGAAACCAACACCGUCGCCCAAGGAGGUUGCUGCCCCAACAGCACCGAAGGCCGUCGAUCCGCCGCCUCGUCCCAAGAACAGAUUCUUUUUGGCAAAAUGGUUUGGAUUUGGAUCAAAAUGAUUACCAUUUAAUUUAGUACAAAUUUGCAUAUUUCAUUUGUGUGUCAUUAAUUAGUUUUGAGUUAUUGUUUUUUUUAAUACAACUGAC